GAUUUCAGGGAUUUGUUCUCACGUUGCUUAAUUAUUCUUAAGUACAUGCAUGAUUCCACGCAAACAGUCUUAACUAUUGUAGGCCACAGUUAAACAUGUAGAUACGAUGAAUAUCUUAAUGAUAACAAUUACUUCUAUGAGUACUGAUAUGUAUAAGAGAAACUUGAAUAAUUGAUGAUAAACCUAUCCAAGUGAACACGAAUCAAAGCUUUAUAUGUGAAUGCAAUGAAAUAUGAAUUAAUAAUAUUUGGUUUUACUGAUUCUGUUAAUUAUCGAUUCGGGAAUUAAAGAUGAAGUAUGAACGGACAUGAAACAUAUAGAAAGGACAUAAUUUAUAACAAUAAGACUGAUUUCUGAAAUGGCUUCAAUUAUCUUAAAAAACGGAGUUAAACAUUCUUUGACGCAUUUAUGAUAUUUAAUUCAACACAUUUUUUUUCGCUAAAACGGCGUAGGAUUCGAAGCACAUUAAAGCUGCCAUCCAUUACGAUUCUUUUUUGAACAUUUAAUUCCAACAAACUCGAUCAUUAUAAAUCCAAAUUAAUCACUUCUUAAAAUUGUUUUUAUUUGUCUCUCAUGACCCCUUUCUUAAAUUUGCUAAGAAUUGGACGUGGAAAAUGGGUGGCAGUUGGUGGAGUAUUGGAACAGGCGGCUUUUGGUAAAACUGAUAACAAACUAAGGAAAAUGGGACUUUGAUCUCAUUUCCACCCCCCAAUUUUCCUCAAAUACCAGUGUGGCAAAUGGUUGGGUACUGGAACGUUUUUCACUAAAUAUUAAGUGGCAGUUUGUGACAUUUGUUCAUCAUAAUGCCUCGCCAAUGUGACAGUUCGUGGAAUAUUGGAACGUUUUCCACCAAUUGUCAUUCAAAUGUCACGAUCAGAUUUUUUGAUCUUUUUUAUCAAAUGCCACGCUAUCAUGGUUCUUGGUGAACAUAACGUGGAAGUUGAUGAAAAUGAAAAUGUUUCUUUCCACCAUUUUCCACUCAAAUGCAACAAUCUUUGAUCUGAUAUUCACCACAUGCCACGUUGGGAGUAUAAAGUAUGAAAGUAUGUACUUCGUCAAUCAAUCUUGAAAACGAUGUCGGUAAGAUCAGUUUGUUACAACCAACGUUUGCAGGAAGAAACGCUACGUUCACUUUCACUCCAUCGACAGCAACUGCACUAGGCGAUAUCAAAUGGAAGUAUAUGAAUGGUUCAGAUGUACACACAAUUGAACGGGAUUACAAACAAUUCAUUGUGUAUAGUGAUGGAAACUCGUCUUUUCUUACCAUACUUGACGCGGAUCAGAGUUUAAACGGAAUCAUUUUUUACAUGUCAUUUGAUGAUGAUAAACAAUCGCCCCAAAUCGGUCUGAUUUUAAAAGAUUACACAAUUGCAAACGGCUGUGGAGAAAUGUACCUUCUGUCGGAGAAACCCGUUUUUUCCGGGGACAAUUUGAGCUUUGGAUAUUAUCCGUCUCCAGCAGUGGCGAAAUGGAACAAUGCAAGCAAGUAUUCUAUUGAACUCGUCAAUAGCAAUAAUGAUGAUCAUACGUCCAUUGUACAGACACAAGGUGUUUUAGAGCUUCACCAAGUGGGCCAUGAGUAUAUCUUCACAGUGUUCAACGUAAAGAAGAAUACACGUGGAAACUCUUAUCGGGUGCAGUGUUCCAAUGGACGCGUUCCAAAGAUCUCAAACACCAUCACUCUGUCUGUUAAAGGCAUGCCCGUCAUAGGUCCUUUGGCCAAUAUUUCUACAUGCAGAGAAUGCAUCGUUUUAAAGGCAGACCAGACACUUGCUGAAGUGUAUUGCACUACGGACGGAGAAUACGACGAUGCUAAUGUGACGUUUAAAAUCGGACUUAUUGCGUUCUCCUCAGCCAGUCGGUCGCUGACAGAGUUUGGGUUACAGUCAAGGGAAAAGCCGUCCGAUGAUAUGCAUCGUCUGAAUACAGUUUGUACAGUUUCUGGAAUAUACCGGAACGUGUCAGUGGAAGCUCAAAUUUAUGUAGUCGACACUCCUGAGGGCCCACCACACCUUUCGGCGAGUCAAGUGCUACUGGAAGGAGAAGCUGUUAAUAUAACUUGCACAUCAUCGAAAGCAAGACCGACACCAAAGCUGAAAUUGUUUGUUGGGAAGUCUGAAAUUCUUACAAAUGUAUCGUCUACAUUUGACAACAAAACAGGUUUAUACAAAUCUGUAUUGAAAUUGCAUACCUUUCAAAAGGAGUGGGGAAAUAAGAAAAUGUGGUGUCAACAGCUUUCUGAAAUCGAUGGCUUAUAUAAAACAUAUAUCUCGGAAAAAAUACGUGUGGAAUACAAAUAUCCACCAUUACGACUGAAUCUUGACGUUAUUGACCUGGGCAACCAAUCAAAAGAGAUAGCUGUCAGUUGUUCUGCGUUUGACUCUAAUCCGGUGUGUAAUAUAACAUGGGAAUCAAGUAUUGAAAACUUCAAGUAUUCUUUUAAUGAAUACGGCAGUACGCCGCACACAUCAAUUUCAACGAUACGUUUCAACGUUACUGAUGCCGAUUUUGGGAAACAAAUUAGGUGUAGGACCAAAUGUCCAGACUUUAAUAACACUCUUUCAAACGCAACAGAUGUCAUAUUUGCAAAAAAGCCGAGUGUGGUAAUCAAUUCAUCAUCUGUUAUACCUGUUCCGCCUGCUAGCCACUUAGCGCUCACCUGUGCUUCAAAUGCCUUUCCUUUUGGAAAUAUCACUUGGCAAUUGUUAAAAGCGUCUAAUUCACAUUCAUCUUAUGAAAAAGUGUGCUUAAAUGCAUCCACAUGCACUUAUGAAAUGACCACAUCUGACGUUGAACAGGAGUAUUUGUGCAUUGCAAAGAACGAACAUGGCACUGACAGAAGGACCAUAUCUGUAACUAUCCGGAAGAACAAACAUAAUGAAGAACUGACUGGUAAAGAUUCUGGUACUCUGGGUGUCAUAUUUGGCUACAUUUUGGCUGGUAUUGCAUUUCUUUCUCUAAUUGCUUUAGUUGUCUGGUGUUUAUGUCGACGUCAAAAACAAGCAAAGCAACAAUUAAAGAUUGACGAAAAUCAGACAGAGAUGGCCCAACUUCCUUCACCGACAGCUACAGAUACAGAUGAGGUAACACACGAAGGUGCCGAAUAUGCUGUUAUCAACAAGACACGGAGAGAUCCAGAAAACGUUGCUCCGCUUUGUAGCAAAGAUAUGCCAUCACGUGAAGCAAAGAAUGAAUGCUUAGGAAAUGCAGCAACUGUAAGUUUAGAGAACGUGAAACAACCAUCAAUCGAGAACGGUGUUAGUGCACAGGAACCAGGUCCAUCAACUCAACAAGAUGCUCGGACAGCUGCAGAAAGAGAUGAUGUAACACAUGCGCGCAUGGACGGUGCUGAAUAUGCUGUCAUCGACAAGACACACAGAGAUCCCAAACUUGUUGCUCUGCCUUCUAGAAAAGACAUCUCGUCAUGUAAAGGUGAUAAUGAACGCUUAGACAAUGCAGCGACUGAAAGCUCAGUGAACGUAGAACAGCCAUCACUCGAGAAGCGUAAACAUGCACUGGAACGAGGUCCUUCAAGACAACCUAAUGUAAGGUAGGUAUACGAGUGCUGAUAACGAAUGUUGUGGGCUUAUAUGCAAUCUAACUUUAUUUACAGAAAACAAACAGUUUCAAACUCAAAGUAUGCAAAGUUUUAUUAAAUAUGUUUGUUUAUUACGGAUUCUAUAGUUAUUUAGGAACUCAUGUCAGGGUUUCCGGAUCAUGAGGUCGACGUUGACGACGUCGAUUAUAUAAAUGUACGAUCAGCUGCUAAAAAUAAUGACUUGUAAGGGUUACUAUUACUCUACUAAAAUUAAGAAAAACACCUUGGUAUCUUGUUUACGACUUUAUUAGUACACGUUUAAAAUCACUUUAAUACGGCGCAGGAGUGAUAUAAGCCCAUGCAAUAUUUUUAUAAUAUAUGAACGGAUGCCCAAUGCCCAAUGUUGCUAUUGUUAAUAAAAUGUUUUUUAUCACAUGCUUACCCUUGUUUUCCGUGUAAUAUACCCAUCACGAAUAUUUUUAUCUUAUACAUGUGUAAGAUAACAUAUCAGACAUUUCUAUUGGCUAGACUAAUCACACGCGACCUAGAUAUCCCUCCGCAUUGUUUGUAAACAAAAUGGUUUAAACGCCAACAAAUACUAACCUCAAUAAUGAAGCGGAAGGACUUCCGGGAGACAAAUGGCUUACGAAUCAUAGUGCCAGAAAGCAUCUUGUUCGAAAACUUUCUGAUAACAAUGUUCCGCCAACCAGAUAAUGCAGAUUACUAGUCACAGAAAUAUCCAGUCAGUCAACAAAUACAGCCAUAUUAGUGACAAACAACACGAGAACAUUUCAAACAUCUCCAUCUUAACAGGCAAUAUGCGACCAAUGCCAUAAAAUUUGCUUGCCAGUUUAAUCAGCUGUCGGUUACCAAAACACAAAUACGAAUUCCGCAGCACAGGUUUCUCAUCACACGUACGUCCAAAGACGGUAAGAACAGCUUGUUCUCUGGAAACAUUCUUGAUGGAACUUUUUCAACAUCAACAUCCAUGCAGUGCAGAGUAAGGCUUCGUCGUAAUCAUCUGCAUGUUGUGAAAAUCCAUGUCCACUAAGAAAACGCUUUAAAGUCAUCGUAGAAAGCGACAGCGAAUAACUUUUAAAUCCGUGCACACAGUAAAACUUGAUAGACGAUGUAGGUCACAUAAACCGCGUAAAAGCAUGUACUCUCAGUGUGACGUCAUCAAGUUGUGUACUUAUUGUGUUUUAAUGGUUAAAAUUGUUCGUUAUUCAUGUUGUUCGAUAUUUUACUACACAUGUUUAUACUUGUGACUUGUUCAGCGCUUUAUCAGAAUUAAAACUUGAUAACUGCUAGCUGUUUUUGUCAUUUUCCUUUGGAACUAUUAAUAUGGCGCAUCGUUGACAUUCCACUCAGUGUACUUUGGCUGUCAAACAAUGGGUUUAGAAAGUGGAACGUGGAACUAAAUUGGUAAUAAAAACACCGUUUUAAGCAUGUGAUAAAAAAGAUCUGACACUCGUUGUCAUUUUAUACAAGAUUUUUAUUAAACUCGUCCAUGAAAGUUGUUAGUAAGCUCGCCAGAGGCGCGCUUACUAACAAAUUUCAUGAACUCGUUUAAUAAAAUCUUGUAUUAAAUGACAACUCGUGUCAGAUCCUAUAUUUAUUGGUGACUAUUUUAUUUUCUGUGGUGAAGUAGCCUUAUAACAUCCAAUAUAAAUCCUUUGACCUAAGCUUCGACUGUAAAUGAGUUAUGUUACUAAUAGAAUCGUAAACUUGUGUUUAUUUUGUAUCAAAUUUUGUCGUCAUUUGAAAAAGAUUAAAACUCGACAGAGCCUCGUUUUAAUCUUUUUAAAAUGAAUUCGUUUAAUAAACUUGAUAAAAAACAAAAACAAUGAUUUGAGAUCCUCUAUGUACUGAAUGUGCAUCUGUAAUAGUUAAAUAAUUAUAACUUAUAUCGGCUUAUAAUCGACUCAAUGAAUAUAUUUCAGUGGAUGUCACAGCAAAGAAGAUAUCAAUACAACAGAAAAUGUAAAAGACAUUGGUGUUUCAAAGCAGAAACAGAUCACUAAUCCUGACGCUCCAAAUGCUAAUAACCCAAAGCGUGCAACCACUGAGCUUGUGUACGCGGAUGUCGAUAUCGAGCAUUUGGAGAAAUCUCGAGCAGGAAAUCGUGCGUGCAAUAAUGACGAGCGGACAGAGUAUUCUGACAUUUCAUUUGGUACAGCUUGUGGUGAGAAACCUGACACAUCCAAUGAAAAUGUGUAUAACAAUUGAGUUUAAGUUUUACAAACAACUAGCUUUUAUUGGUGUUAAUACGCGUAUCUAUUGUUACUUUUGGUUUUCUUACAAAUGAUCAACCGAACUGUUCGAUUUUGCUUGCCCGAAUGGCACAGUUACUGGUGUUUUUUAUGUGUAUUUAUUUUUUCUCAAGUACGUUUCGUAUAAAACAUUUUAUACUUUCUGUUUGUUGUAUUAUGUUAUGCUGUCAUAUCAUAAGCAGUUAUUUUUAUAGUGUAUAAUUCCAUUCAUUCAAACAUAGUUACCUGUCAUGCUAAACGCAUAACACUUUCAUGGUGAGAACAUUUUAAGAAAUUACAUUCAGCUUCAAUUGGUUUGUAUUUUGUUUGUAAGAAUUACUUUUUAUUGACUUUCUACGUGCAUACCUGUAUAUGCAAACUAGUCAUACAUUUUUUACCACACAAACACUUUUUUGCCACUCAUCGGUUUCAUGUUUUGAAUAAUAUUAUUUUUAUGAGAAGUGUCUGAUGACUUCUGUGUUUCGUUCUGAAACAAACUUCUAUCAAAGGUUUGAAUAUCAACUGCAUCCUAAUUGUUCGGGAAUACAGAAGCUUUCGGUGGCUUAUGAAACUUCAAUGCACAAAACACACCAAUGAAAAUAGUCCACCAAAGAUGAUGUGUUUUCUUCACAUUCUGUCGGCCAAAUUGGACAACUUGAAUCCGUCAUCCUUCCGUAUAUAGCGGUACUGUUCUUUGCAGAUGAUACUAUGAUACUGGCCCAUACAGACUUUGAUGUUAAAAAAUGCUUAAGUGACUUUGAAAGUUAUCGAUCGUUGUGGAAACCUUGUUAAAUCUCGCAAAAAGCAAAGUUAUGGUUUUAGGAUAUUAUCGAAGAUAUUGACCACGAUUCAAGUUAUGCAUAACAAUAAAAGGUUAGAAAUUGCAGAUAAUUAUUAAUAUCUUCUGUAUAUUUAACCCCAUCAGGAAGCUUCAACAAAACAAAUAUACACCGUAGAGAACAAGCCAAUAAAUAUAUGCAUCUUCUGAAUAAACGAUUAAAUAACUUAGAUUGACCCAUUGAUCUUAAACUGUUUGACCAUAUAAUAGUGCGUAGUCUAACAUACUCUUAUGACGUCUGGGGCCUUGAAGGAAAUAUUGAUUGCAUUGAGAAAAGUCACCUAUCAUAUCUGCGUACAUGGGGACCUCAACUGAUAUCCCAUUAGAAUCAUAAUCUAGGCUAGAACGAUGAAUUAUUGAAAUACAUUUAUUUUAGGUAUUAUCAAUAAGAAAUCUUAUUUUGUAUAUACUGCAAACUCCCCUCCCCUUCACAAUUUAAAUUGUUACAUACAAUAAAACAUUUACUCAUAUAUGCAUAAAAGUCAGCAGGCAAUACGUAGCAUGAACAUAAACAAGAUUAUCAAACGAGCAAUUUUUGACCAAUUUAUUCAAACAUGGUCAGAGUCCAUGACAGUUAAAAUAAAGGGAAAUUACUGUGUCAACAAGGAGCAUAUACAGUUUGAGCUUUACUUUAAACUGAUCCCAUCAAAAUAAGCCAGAUCCUUUUUGCAAACUAAGAACUCUGAACUUUCUCAUUGGAACAGAACGCUGGAAUAAUACGCCUUAUUACGACAGAUAUUGUACUUUAUGUGACAAAAGAGAAUUAGGAGAUCGUUUUCACCACCUCCUUAUCUGUAGCCACUUUAAUGAUCAGUCUUUAGUACAUUAUUAGAUAUUACAUACUCAUCCAAAUACAUUAAAAUAUCAUCAAGUCACAGUGUCCCAUUUAUAAAUAUCAUUCAUAAAGUAUUAAAAGUAACCAGUGGUCCUCUUGCUUAUUUUGUUACGAUUUACUUUUAACCAAACAUUAAGGCCAAACAAUUACAAAUACUUGUUUUUUCUGUAUGUAGUGUUAUUAUUUGUUUUGUGAUCUAUUUCAUGUUUGUCGAUUAUAUUGACUGUGUGUUGUCAUACCGCUUUUAUGAAUAAAACCCCAAUUUCUUU
Messenger RNA from Mya arenaria, 7732 nucleotides. RefSeq lists its product as uncharacterized. The record is from RefSeq and is a predicted model, not a curated record. Lineage: Eukaryota; Metazoa; Mollusca; Bivalvia; Myida; Myidae. Gene Ontology annotation, biological process: cell adhesion. The transcript is spliced from 17 exons. Bases 1038 to 3554 code for a protein of 838 amino acids. Gene Ontology annotation, molecular function: integrin binding.